This is a messenger RNA of Oxyura jamaicensis (ruddy duck), 2457 nucleotides long. RefSeq names its product PH and SEC7 domain-containing protein 1-like. The coding region runs from base 475 to 2226 and encodes 583 amino acids. The transcript has 5 exons. The record is from RefSeq and is a predicted model, not a curated record. Lineage: Eukaryota; Metazoa; Chordata; Aves; Anseriformes; Anatidae.
CAGCACAAGCUGUGUCCUGGGAGGCUACACCAAAGAACUGCAGAUUUGGGUUGUUUCAGGCUAAAUUCAUCUAUCCAGUGUGGUGACUUUUGGGGGCCUGAGCAGCCUGCUGGCACCCAGGUUGCUCCCUCCCCACAGAGAGCACACCCCACCAGGCAGAACCCGCUGACUGCUUUCCUUCAAGACCAUCUUUUCCCUGAGCAUCUUUUUACCAAGAGAUACUCCCACACAAUUGUUCCCUUAACUGCUGUGUAGGGAGAUUAUUUAUGGCUCCAACUGCGCUGGGGCCCCACCUCCCACAUCCCCAGGACAGGUUUUACCACGCUGGCGUUCUUGCCUUCGUCCCGAUGGAGCGAUGCUGGUGCUGGCAGACACCCCAGGGCCGCGUCCUCACCCAGCCUUAGCAGGGCUGCCUGAGGAUGCCUUGCCCUGCCUGGCUCCGGACCUGACGCCUGCGUUCCCCUCUCCGUCAGCAUGGCGCAGGCGGGAGGCCUCAUCCACCUCCCCACCGCUGAGGGCUGCGCCGCCUCUCCCCCACCCUUCUCCCACCACGGAGACCACCGGCCCUGGCCUCCAGCCGCCGCCAGCCCCGAGCCGGGCCGCCGCAGCCCCCCGCGCUGCCUCACCCCCAACCUCAACGCCGGCCGCCUCCACCUCCUGCGCAAGGGCCUGGCCCCCGACGCCCGCCGCUGCCCCCUCGGCCUCUACAACAGCACGGGCUCCCUGGCCCACAAGCCAACAGAGACGGGGCCCUUCGGCAACGGCGGCUGCCCGGGCGGGGGGCGCCUGACGGCCCCCUGCACCCCGCGGAGGGGCCAGCAGGUUGCGGGGCUCGCCUCGCCCGGCAGCCGCAGCCCGCUGGUGGCCCCCGAGGGACGCAGCUCCGUCGUCACCUUCCGCUUCAUCGAGAAGGCCAGCGUGCGGCCCCUCGGCGGCCCCCCGGCCCCCCGGGAGAACGGGCCCUGUGGUGUGGAGCUCGGAGAGGGCUGGUGUGUGCCCCCCAGCCAGCCCCAGCCCCAGGAGCGGCUGCUCCGCAAGCUGAAGCUGGAGGCCUCCGUGUCCGACCCACUCCUGGCUGGCAGCAGGUCCCCGGGGGAGACGCGUCCCCGCGGGGGCGGGAGGGACGCCUGCACCCUCGCUGCCAGCUGCCUCUUCAGCUCCCUCACCAACGGGCUGCAGGCCCCACCGGGGGACGUCCCUGCUGGCCCCCGGCCCCAGGGCAGCGCCUGGCCAUGCCCCCGGCAGAGCUCAGCCCAUGCCCAGCGCAUCGCCAGGGCCAAGUGGGAGUUCUUCUAUGGCUCACUGGAGGCCCCAAAGGCAGGCUCCUCGCCCCCCCUUGCUGAGCCGUCCCCGAAUCCUGGCUGCCUGCUGCCCGUGGAGCCACAGAAGUCGGUGCCCGAGCACGGCCUGAGCCACGUGGAGGUGGAGAUCGAGGUGUCCCCGCUGGGCGGCAAGGAGCACGGCUCCUGUGAGACGGGCAUCAUAAGGAGGACGGUGAAGUACUCCGAGACAGACCUGGACACCGUGCCGCUGCGGUGCUAUCGUGAAACCAACAUCGAUGAUAUCCUGGCUGAGAAGGAUGAGGUGGAUUCGGCUAUUGAGAGCCAAAAGGACAGCGAGAGCAACCCCAGCUUCAUGGGGACCCCAGGCCGGAGGAACAGCACACCCGAGGGGCUCUCUGAGCACAGCACCAAGCGCGCGAAGGACGGACUGCGUGGCAGAGACGUGGAGGAGGACAAUGAGGUGUUCGAGGCCAUGAGGAAGGAGAACAGGGAAAGGAUCAUGGAUCGAGACACGCAGGGUAUGCUCAAGUCUCCAGUGCCUUUCCUGCUAGGGCACAGCCUCUCCAAGGAUGGCAUGGACUCUUUCAGCAAGCAUUUUGAGAGCAUCAUGGAGUCCCAUCGAGCCAAAGGCACGUCUUACACCAGCCUGGACUCCAUUGACAUCCUCUCCUCCCCAGCCCGCACCCAUGGGACCUUUUUCACUUUUGACCUCCCAACCCUCACCCCAGAAGUACAGGGACAGAUCCGAGACAGCGCCAAGCUGAUCGAGGAGAACUUUGCUCCUCUGGCUCACUUGGAGCCGGACUCUGGGACCAGCUCGGCCACAGAUGUGCCCUGGACCGAGAGGGAGGAGGAGCGAGGCAGGCAAAGGAAAGGCGUUCGGCGCAGCCCUUGCUGCUCAGAGGACAGCUUUGGCACUCCCUUGGCCUCCAACAUGAGGUGAGUGACCAAAUGUGCUUGCUGGGCCGCCAAGGCUCGGUGUGGAGUCUAACCCCGUGCUGCUUGUUUGUAGCCCGGGCCUAACCUCUGCUGCCAGGGAAAGGGAAGGGUCAGGACUGGGCUGUGCUGGUGUCCUGUGAGGUGGCUGGUCAGGCCAGUAGUCAUCGUCCUGUUGUGGCAGGCAUGUAGGUGAGAGCACAUCCCAUGUUUCAUCUUCCCCAGCUGUGUUGGAAGC